Molecule: messenger RNA, 2866 nt
Organism: Manacus vitellinus (golden-collared manakin)
Lineage: Eukaryota; Metazoa; Chordata; Aves; Passeriformes; Pipridae
Gene: MAB21L3
Product: mab-21 like 3
Exons: 4
Coding region: 622-1851 (409 amino acids)
Source: RefSeq, a predicted model, not a curated record
AUACCCUUUCUGGAGCCACAACUGCCAGAUGCUUCCAAACUAGCAUUUUGAGAUGUCUGGCUAUGCCCUGGGCCAGUAUGAAGUUUCAAGGUAUUUGUGUCAUCUUAUUCUUUCUUUGCAAAUAUUGGCUUAGCACUGGUUUUAUUGGAAAAUGGUCAUUCCCAAAAUGAGGCAAAUUAGAUGUCUUGAAAACAAGCCUAUUGAGGGUUCCUUUCCCAUUGGUUGCUGCCUCCAUCCUUACACUGUUUUUAUCCUAUGCUCAGCAGGAGAUGCAGUUCCAUACAGUAGAACUGGCCAAGACCUGAGCUUAUUUCUGCAAAUGCCACUGCCUCUGUAGGCUCAGGCAUAUCACUUGCCUUAUGUCUCUGUCUUUUUAAAGGACAAUCAUACAGAGUGAAACACUUGUAAAAUUAAUGACCCAUAGUCUUAUUUUACUAAUGUCUGUAGUGGACUUUGACAGAGAUCAGAAAGGUGCACUUUUUGCCAUAGUUAUUAUUAAUAUUGAACUCUCAAGUAACAAUUCUGAGGAAAUAAAUUGCACUAUUUUGUUUCCCUUUGCUGUAUCUCAAAACAUACUCUGAUGCUUUCCUGCUCCUUGGAAGCUGCCAGUUAUUAUAUCUCAUGCAAUUGCAGACUAGAAAUAACACAAAAAGGGGGAAACCAUGUGGUGGCAAAUCAGUCAGUGAGCUCUUGCGUUCUAAGGGCCAUGGCUGUCACAUCAGACUCCUUCUAAGACAAUUUCCUUUUAAUCUGUGUACCCACAAAGUAAUUCUCAGAGACAGGUACGGAACAGGUCCUGGCUAUGUUCAAUUGUUCCCAUCAUACCUUGGCUUUUCCUUUUCUCCAAAGCCCCCAGUUUUACCUAUUACUUCCUUAACCCCCUUUUCCUUACUUCAGGCUCAUGGAUCUUCCCUUGUCUCCUCUCUCAAUCUCUCUGAACUCUCCCAGGUCUUAGCACCCAGCCAGUUCCUCAUCACAGUCCCUCUGCGUGGCCUGACUGGGUACAGGGAAUGCCAGGUACGGCACUGGCGUUAUUACACCGUAAAUGGAGCCAAGCUCCUCUCCUCCGUGCGGGACCCUGAGGAAUUGCAUCAAUGGCUAGAGGUGGAGCAGUUCUCAAAAAGCCUUCAGCAGUGGCAUGAAGAGGAUGUGAACAUCGAAGGUGAUCUGGUUCCAGCCAAAGUCCUUAUCGUCUUCCGGGAGCUGGUGGAGAAGUCGAUUAUCUCCUGUAACCUCUCCAGUAAAGUGACGGUGCUGGAGAGCUUCAGCUCAGUGGUCCGGGUGGCUGUGGAGACAUCAGAAUCCCAGGUUGAGGUGGAGCUGGUCCCUGCUGUGGAGAUUCCAACUUGCUGGCCCGAGAAGGCCCGGUGGCCUCGUUGCCUCAAGCGUUGGCCUUCUCAGGAAAAAGUGCGGUGCAUCAAGUCACUGGGUUUCGACCUUUUGGCCCGCUCCAAUUAUCACUGGCAGCUGUGCUUCUCCCGUGCUGAGCACAUACUCAUGGAAGGACUUGAUGAAGAUGGUGGUUGUCGCAUGAAGUGCUUCAGGGUCAUGAGGCAGAUGAAGGAGGAUGUCUGGUGUGCUAGAAAUAAGCCUGUCAUCACAGCUUAUCACCUUCAGACAGUGCUAUUCUGGACGUGUGAAAAAUACCCACGCACCAAGGAUUGGCGCUGCUUCCCUGAAGCCUUUCUGAGGCUGGUACAGAAGUUGCACAAGUGUGUAAGCCAGCACUUCCUCAAGCAUUACUUUCUCAAGAACACCAAUCUGCUCAAAUAUGCCAACACCAGUGACCUGGACCUGGUGGCCAGCAAGCUUGCAGUCUUCUUGGAGAACCCAGUCUUCUGCCUGGACUGAGGCAGGCAAAGGUCUCCUCACCCCAACCCUGAGCCAAUCCCCCACCUCCUCUCCCCACCUGCAGUUGUUCUUCAUGUCCUUCCAGUAGAUGUUGCAGCUGGCUUUGUAAGACAGUUGGCACAUGCAGCAUGAAAGAGAAGUGUCAAGCUGGCAGCAGUGGGCGGUGAAAACUGAUGGAAGGUAUCGCUUGAUGCCCAGCUGAUCUAAUUUGCUUUCAACUGUGACAGCCUGCCUGGAAGCUACAGCCAGUGAAACCCAACUUCGUGUCAGUCAGAACAGGCAACUGCCUUGUUCUCUGACUCUAGUCUUGUGGCACUUAAGCAGAAAGCAGUGCAAAGGAGUCUCGCUCUGCUGCCUAUCGCCUCUCUAAUUUAGCACGUGUAUUGUUGCUGCAAUUGCCUUCCUCACAAGGACAGCGGGUUUAAUUGCCUGCUUGCCUCACAGGCCAGCGCUGCAGAAGAACACAGGAACAUUUCUGAGGUGUCCAAAGCUGGAAGCUUUCUUGGAGGCACUUUGAAGUCUCCAUCUCCAAUUCAAUGGGACCCUGCUCCAGUAAGAAGACAACCAUGCUGCUAGUGUUGAAUAGCUCAACAAAAGCAAGAGGAGGAACAGUGGGGGUUUGCCUCCUCUUCAUUUUUCUCUCCUGCACUUAUAUUUUUCUUCCAGUUGCUUCAAAUAUGUUUUCUUCUUGUUUGUCUUGCCAGUUGUGUUAGUGCCAUACAACCACGAGGCUUUGCCAGAGCAGAUUUCACUCCCAUUCCUGACUCUAUCCAGCAGGCUGGAGGAGGAGCAGGUCUUUCCCUAGUUUUUAGCACCCAUGUAUUUUUUGGGUGCCGUACAGAAGGAGAAUAUUUUUCAAAGGCUGUUAGCUCCAACUCCCCCCCCCCCCCAGUGCUUUUAAUAUUAUGGAUGUUUAGAAAGAAAAUCAAUUUAAAUCUUUCAAAAGAACAGAGUUGUAGAAUGAGUGUAAAGAAUGCUGGUUUUAAUGUUAUUAAAUCAGUGAAACUAAACCAAA